This is a messenger RNA of Diuraphis noxia (Russian wheat aphid), 673 nucleotides long. RefSeq names its product pancreatic lipase-related protein 2-like. Gene Ontology annotation, biological process: lipid catabolic process. Gene Ontology annotation, molecular function: lipase activity; serine hydrolase activity. The record is from RefSeq and is a predicted model, not a curated record. Lineage: Eukaryota; Metazoa; Arthropoda; Insecta; Hemiptera; Aphididae.
AUGACGAACGACGACUGUGAAGUAUCAAUAGCUGAACGAUUUAUGGUGCCGUUAGGUUUUGUGACGGUCUUUGCCGUAACACGAGAGAACCAAUACAACCCUCAAUUGGUCACAGUCGAAAAUAUUACCGAAUCAUACUAUGUCAAGUCUCUCCCAAAUAAGUUCAUCUUACAUGGUUUCAACAGUAAUAUGAUGCUAGACAUACUUCAAUCCAUAAAAGACGAAUACCUAAUGCAGGCAGACGUCAACGUCUGGAUGAUCGAUUACCGCGACGUCGCGGCCGGGCCCCGUGAGUGUUAUUUCGCUGCGGUGUUCAACCUGCCGGCGGUGGGGAAGUGCAGUGCCCAGUUCGUGCGUAAAAUCAUUGAGCUGUCCGAGGUGGAAUUGCCCGAAGAGGUGAUGCACGUGAUUGGGUUCAGUCUAGGUGGCCAAUUAGCCAGUCAGAUAUCCAAAAACCUUAAGCCCAUCAAGUUGCCGAGAAUCACGGGACUGGAUCCGGCCUUGCCGUUGUUCUACAGCUCACACCUUAACAGAAGACUGAGUCGCAACGAUGCAGAUUUUGUGGAUGUGAUACACACGAACGCAAUGAUCCAGGGCCAGUUGGCGCCAUGCGGUGACGUAGACUUUUAUGUCAAUGGUGGAUUAGCACAACCGGGCUGCCACAACAGUUCAA